This is a messenger RNA of Ahaetulla prasina, 9064 nucleotides long. It is a transcript of the gene MED12L, whose product is annotated as mediator complex subunit 12L. The transcript has 44 exons. Gene Ontology annotation, cellular component: mediator complex. Lineage: Eukaryota; Metazoa; Chordata; Lepidosauria; Squamata; Colubridae. Gene Ontology annotation, molecular function: beta-catenin binding; transcription coactivator activity. The record is from RefSeq and is a predicted model, not a curated record. Gene Ontology annotation, biological process: regulation of transcription by RNA polymerase II. The coding region runs from base 110 to 6574 and encodes 2154 amino acids.
GUCUGCCAGCCAAGUGCUGCUCCCUGGUGCUCAGAGGCUGCUCCAUCUCCAACUCCUCUCUCUCUCUCUCUCUCGCUCUCAUUCAUUUCGCCGGCUAACAUGAGAGAUCAUGGCCGCCUUCGGGCUCCUGAGCUAUGAGCAGAGACCUCUCAAACGGUCCCGUUUGGGGCCGCCCGACGUCUAUCCUCAAGACCCCAAGCAGAAGGAGGAUGAACUAACUGCUGUAAAUGUAAAACAAGGUUUCAGUAAUCAGCCAGCUUUCUCAGGAGAUGAACACGGGUCUGCUAGAAAUAUUGUUAUUAACCCAUCAAAGAUUGGUGCUUAUUUUAGCAGCAUAUUAGCAGAGAAGUUAAAACUUAAUACAUUCCAGGAUACAGGAAAGAAGAAAUUGCAAAUAAAUGCUAAAGACAAUUACUGGCUAGUUACUGCUCGGUCCCAGAGUGCAAUUCAUACUUGGUUUGCAGAUUUGGCAGGAAAUAAACCUCUGACUUUCCUAGCAAAAAAGGUCCCAAUUCUCAGCAAAAAGGAAGACGUUUUUGCUUAUUUAGCAAGAUACUCUGUGCCACUUUUGCGAGCAGCAUGGUUAAUAAAAAUGACGUGUGCCUACUACUCAGCCAUCUCUGAAGCUAAAAUCAAGAAACGCCAGGCAGCUGAUCCAAAUCUUGAAUGGACUCAAAUCUCUACCAGGUACCUAAGAGAACAGUUGGUAAAGAUUGCAGAAUUUUAUCACAUGUCUACAAGCCAAGGCAAAAACUCUCUAGUGCCUCGUGAAGUGGAACAAGCUCUGAAGCAGUGGGAAUAUAAUGAAAAGUUGGCGUUUUAUAUGUUCCAGGAAGGAAUGCUUGAAAGACAUGAAUAUUUAACGUGGAUCCUGGAUGUCUUGGAAAAAAUAAGACCAGCUGAUGACGAACUUUUGAAACUCCUCCUACCACUAAUGCUGCAGUAUUCUGAAGAAUUUGUUCAGUCAGCCUACCUGUCACGUCGCCUUGCUUACUUCUGUGCCAGACGUGUCUCUUCGUUGAUAAGUGACAAUACUAACCUCAUAGCUGCCCACUCGCCUCAUAUUAUUAUUGGACCAAAUAAUCCUCCUCUGGCAGCUCCCAGCUCUUCGACAACUGGUACUGUAGUCAAUCCUGCCCAGCUUGCCUGUUCGGAUUUUCUUGCCUGCCCCCAACACCGCCCUCUUGUCUACGGCUUAAGCUGUAUGCUGCAGACUAUAACUCUCUGUUGCCCAAGUGCCUUGGUCUGGAAUUAUUCUACAAAUGAAAGUAAAAACAUAAAUCCUGGCUCACCUUUGGAUUUACUUCAAGUUUCUCCAUCCAGCUUACCAAUGCCAGGAGGAAAUUCUGUAUUCAAUCAGCAGGUUCGUGCAAGUAUUUUUGAAGUAGAACAGCAGAUAAAACAAAGGGGCCGUGCUGUUGAAGUACGGUGGUCAUUUGACAAGUGCCAAGAAUCAACUGCAGGGGUUACUAUCAGCCGUGUUUUGCACACAUUGGAGGUUUUGGAUAGACACUGUUUUGAUCGUUCAGAUUCUAGCAACUCAAUGGAAAGCCUUUAUAACAAGAUUUUCUGGGGAAGCCAUAAUAAGGAUAACCAGGAGGUUGCACCUAAUGAUGAAGCUGUUGUAACAUUGCUUUGUGAAUGGGCUGUGAGUAGUAAAAGAUCUGGUAAGCACCGGGCAAUGGCUGUAGCUAAACUAUUGGAGAAGAGGCAAACUGAAAUUGAGGCAGAAAGAUGUGGUGAAGUUGAAAUCAUGGAUGAAAAGGAGUCCAUUUCUUCAGCAUCAUUUGCUGGAUCUAGCCUCCCUGUUUUCCAGAAUGUUCUCCUUAGAUUUUUAGAUACUCAAGCCCCCUCAUUACCUGAUCCAAACAGUGGAUAUGAAAAAACAGAAUUUGUGAACCUGGUGCUGCUUUUUGGUGAAUUUAUAAGGCAUGAUGUUUUCUCACAUGAUGCUUACAUGUGCACUUUAAUAUCACGUGGAGACUUAUCUGUCACUGCAGCUCCUAGAGCACGUUCACCAACUGGGGAAAACAUGGACGAGCACUAUUCUAAGGAACAUGAUAUAAAACUUGAGGAACAUAGUCUUAUGGAACACAUGUAUAUUGACUCAGGAACCACUAAUAUUUUUGAUGAUGUAGACAAGAAUGACUUUAAGACAGACUUUGGUUCGGAAUUUCCAAUCUUUUCUCCAAUGCCUGGGGAGUCUUGUGAAAAUCUGAAUUCAAUACCAGUACAAAACAGAAGAGCUUCAGUAAAUAAUGAAAAGUCUACAAAGAAAGAAAAAGGAAGGGAGCUGAUUUUUCCAUCAAAUUAUCACCUCCUUCGACAUUUGCAGUAUGCUACACAUUUUCCUAUUCCUUUGGAUGAAUCAUCAAGUCAUGAAUAUAACCAGCGCAUGAUACUUCUUUAUGGAGUUGGAAAAGAACGUGAAGAGGCUAGGCAUCAAUUGAAGAAGAUUACUCGAGAUAUUCUGAAAAUCCUAAAUAAGAAAAGCACUUCUGAAAUGAGUGGUGGCGAUGAAGGGCAAAAAGUCAGGAAGAACAGGCAAGAGGCAUUUCCAACUUUAGAGACUGUAUUUACAAAGCUUCAGCAGCUUUCAUACUUUGACCAGCAUCAAGUGACAAGUCAGAUCUCCAACAAUGUUCUGGAGCAGAUUACUAGUUUUGCAUCAGGAACAUCGUAUCAUCUUCCACUAGCUCAUCACAUAGAAUUUAUCUUUGAUCUAAUGGAACCUGCUUUAAAUAUUAAUGGACUUAUUGACUUUGCUGUUCAGCUGCUGAAUGAGCUGAGUGUGGUGGAAGCUGAACUACUACUGAAGUCAUCCAGCCUGGCAGGAAAUUACACAACUGGACUGUGUGUUUGCAUUGUAGCUGUGCUAAGGCAUUAUCAUGCUUGCCUCAUUUUGAAUCCAGAUCAAACUGCUCAGGUUUUUGAAGGAUUGUGUGGUGUGGUAAAACACAUAGUCAAUCCAUCAGAAUGCUCUUCCCCUGAAAGGUGUAUUUUAGCCUACCUGUAUGAUCUCUAUGGGUCCUGUAGCCAUCUUAGAAGCAAAUUUGGAGAUCUUUUCAGUAGUGCCUGUUCAAAGGUAAAGCAGACCAUAUAUAGCAAUGUUCAACCUUCAAAUUCUAAUUUGUUAUGGGAUCCUGAAUUCAUGUUGGAUUUUAUUGAGAAUCCCUCCAUUCGCAGCCUUAAAUAUUCAAUGUUGGGCAAGAUUCUGAAUGACAAUGCACCAAGUCGCUAUAGCUUUGUGUGUAAUGCACUAAUGAAUGUCUGCAUGGGCCAUCAAGAUGCAGACAGAAUUAAUGAUAUUGCCAACUUGUGUGCAGAAUUAACUGCUUGCUGUACAGUCCUAAGUUCAGAGUGGUUAGGAGUCUUGAAAGCCCUUUGCUGUUCUUCAAACCAUGUCUGGGGAUUUAAUGAUCUUCUCUGCAGCGUGGAUGUGAGUGAUCUUUCAUUCCAUGAUUCGUUGGCUACCUUUGUUGCAAUACUGAUAGCUCGUCAAUGUUUUUUCCUUGAGGAUGUUGUUCAACAUGUAGCUCUUCCUUCUUUACUUACAGCAGCUUGUGGAGAUCCAGAUGCUGAGCCAGGGGCAAGGGUGACUUGCCGGCUUCUUUUACAUCUCUUCCAAACACCCAAGAUUUCCCUACUGUCAAAUGAAAAAUGUUUUCCAGGAAUUCGGUCGUCUUGUGAUCGCCGCCUUUUAAGUGCUGCUCACAACAGCAUAGAAGUGGGAGCAGUAUUUGCUGUUUUGAAAGCAAUUCUUAUGCUUGGUGAUGCUGAAAUUGGAAGCAACAAUAUUCCCUCCUUGAAAAAUUCAGAUUACUCAGUACAAAGAUUAUUGGGAGAUCUAAAUGAUGAUGAGAUAUGGGAAGCUACCUCAAAGUCUUUGUAUGGAAAAACCAUUUCCAUAGAAACUGCUACUCUCAGUGAAUAUGCUAGAUAUGUACUAAGAAGCAUUUGUCAGCAGGAAUGGGUGGGGGAACACUGCUUGAAAGAACCUGAGAGGCUGUGUACCGACAAAGAUCUUAUCCUGGAUCCAGUUCUCUCCAACAAACAAGCACAGAAAUUGUUGCAGCUUAUCUGUUACCCUUACAGUAUUAAAGAAUGCACAGAAGGGGACAAUCCUCAGAGACAACACAUCAAGCGCAUUCUUCAGAAUAUAGACCAGUGGACACUUCGACAGUCAUGGCUGGAACUUCAGCUAAUGAUCAAACAGUGUCUGAAGGAACCUGGUUCUGGGUCUGUGGCUGAAAUGAACAGCUUGUUGGAUAAUAUUGCAAAGGCGACAAUAGAAGUGUUUCAGCAAUCCGCUGAUCUAAACAAUAACUCUUCUAACUCUGGUAUAGGCCUCUUCAAUCCAAAAUCUCUUGGAAAUGCUGACACACAUAUUACAAGGCAGAACUGUAAAAAGACAUUCCUAAGCUCUUCUGAAAGACAAGGUGUCUGGUUAGUGGCUCCCCUGAUUGCAAAGCUGCCGACUUCUGUUCAAGGCCGAGUCUUGAAAGCAGCUGGAGAAGAACUAGAGAAAGGCCAGCACUUGGGAUCAUGUUCAAAGAAGGAGAGAGACAGGCAAAAACAGAAGAGUAUGUCUCUUCUGAGUCAGCAACCAUUCCUAUCUUUGGUACUCACUUGUCUGAAGGGACAGGAUGAACAGCGUGAAGGGCUUCUUACAUCUCUGCAAAAUCAAAUUAAUCAGAUAUUAAGCAACUGGAGGGAAGAACGAUACCAAGAUGAUGUUAAAGCAAGACAAAUGAUGCAUGAGGCAUUACAACUCCGUCUUAAUUUGGUUGGUGGAAUGUUUGAUACGGUGCAAAGAAGUACUCAGUGGACCACAGACUGGGCACUUCUUCUCCUUCAGAUAAUAACAUCAGGGACUGUUGACAUGCAAACCAAUAAUGAAUUAUUUACAACCGUGCUUGACAUGUUGAGCGUUUUGAUCAAUGGAACUUUAGCUUCUGACCUCUCAAUUGCAUCUCAAGUGGGAUCUGAAGAGAACAAGAGAGCAUACAUGAAUUUGGUGAAAAAACUCAAAAAAGAAUUGGGUGAUAAAAGUUCCGAAAGUAUUGACAAAGUUCGUCAGCUCUUGCCAUUGCCCAAGCAGAUGUGUGACCUUAUUGCCUGUGAGCCUAUGGGAUCACUGAUUGAUACGAAGGGAAACAAAAUUGCUGGAUUUGACUCCAUAGAUAAGAAACAGGGGCUCCAAGUCUCAAUGAAACAGAAAGUAUCUCCAUGGGAUUUACUGGAAGGCAAUAAGAAUCCAGCUCCGUUGUCUUGGGCUUGGUUUGGAACUGUUCGCAUUGAUAGGAAAGUCAUAAAAUAUGAGGAGCAGCAGCACCUUCUGCUUUACCACACACACCCUAAACCUAAGCCACGAAGUUACUACCUCGAACCUUUACCUCUUCCUCCUGAGGAGGAGGAAGAGGAAGAAGAGCCUACCACUCCUGCAUCUCAGGAACCAGAAAGAAAGCCAGAGCUUUCAGAUCAGGGAAAACCUUCAGCAGAUGAAGAAAGAAAGGGGAAAGGCAGAAAAAGAAAGACAAAAGCAGCUUCCAAAACUGAUGAAUAUCCUCAGAACAAUGGAUGUAGAAUGGCUCCUAAUUUUUCACCACUUUAUUCCCAAAUGUUACAUCAUCCGCAAUCUGCUUUGUGGGGCUACAACGUUAUAGGACAGCCCCAACAGUCAGGUUACUUUGUCCAGAACCAGCCUCUUCCACCAGGUGGUUCCAGAUUGGAUCCCACAGGUUCCUUUGUGCCAAGCAACACAAAACAAGUGCUCUCUAACAUGCUGCAGAGACGUUCCAGCAAUAUGAUGCAGCCCCCAGCAAUUCACACUAUUUCUUCUCAUCAGCAGCAGCAACAAUUGCUUCAACAACAGCGGAUUCUAAGGCAUCAGAGCCAGGGUCCAACAAUUGAACAGGCUUCCAUUUUUGCUCAACAAGUCCGCCCCUCUUCUUCUCAGCUAACACAGUAUCCAGGAAUACAACAAUCACAGACAAUUCCUCAUGGCUAUACAAUGUAUAGUACUCAGAUGUCAUUGCCAUCUCAACAGACGGGGGGUAUAGUUCUUUCACCUACCUACAAUCCUAGAUCAUUUCAAGCAACUCAUUCUAGUCCAGUUUUAAUGGAAAGGUUAAGACAGAUGCAACAGCAGCCAAGCGGGUACAUUCAUCAGCAAACAGCUGCCUACCUUCAGCCUUUAGCAGGCAAUCAGCGUUCAGUUCACCAGUCUUUGCAGCAGAAUAACUUGAUUGGAGGACCUUUGGAUGCAGUAUCAGCCACACCUUCCCAGGCAAAUCUUUACUCUGUCCAGGUGUCUCAAGAACAGAUGAGACAGAGGCAACAGCAAAUUCGGCAACAAAGAUUCCUUCAGCUUCAGCAGCAGCAGAAUCAACAACAAAUCAUUAGCCUUCAAGGAAUGCAGCCUCAACAACAAUCUUUCUUCCCAAGACAAGGUUUGCAGCAGACACAGCAGCAACAACAGACAGCUGCUCUGGUCAGACAACUCCAGAAACAGCUGUCAAGUAACCAGCCCCAGCAAGGUGUGAAUCCCUACAGUCAUCUUCCACACUUCUGAAUCUGAAAGAUGUCAGGAAGAGAAAGUAUUUGCACUGAAGAACAGGGACAGCAGAAUUUGUUGCACUAAUUACUCCUCCCAUUUGUGUGCGUGUGUGUGUUGCCAAUAAUGUGAAUUUGUAGGAAAUAAAUGAUUUUAUGUUGUUGUUUUUCUGUAGCAAAUUACAGAAAUAUAAAUUAUGUGGGACUUAACCUGUGGCUGCAAAUUAUAUGGAUUUGGUGCUUUAAGAGUUUUUUUUUCAAGAGGGUAAAAAGUCCUGAAUAUUAUUUUUUGUGCAAAAACAGUGGUUGUUGUUUUUUUUAAAAAAAUACAAAAUCCUUAAUACUGCGCUGGACCAAAUUCUGACUAAAAAGACACCUUUAUUUAUUUAUUUGUUUGUUUAUUUAUAUAUAUUUAUUAUUUAGUUUUUCCCCAUUUGCUAAUUUUUGGUCAACUGCAUAUUUAUAUAAUAAUGCAAUAAUUUUUUUUUCAUGUCCUGUGCUAAGCACAUUGGGCUACAAAUUCGCAAUUCUUGAUCUGCAGCCAUAAUUUAACCCUAAUAAAAUUGCUAAAUUUAUUUUUCAGUGACGACAUGCAAAGAAUCAAAAUGUGAUUUCAAAGCCCAUUAUCACUGUACAUCUGACUUUGAGAGAAAAAAACAUGUUAGCUGGUGUUGGAGAUGUCACAACUGAUUUCAGGCUAUAGCCUAGUACAGGGUGACUUCCUAUCCAUACUGUUUCACUGCUAACAUUUGUGUGAUGUAAAUUAUGCCCUUUCUUCAAAGAAUUACAGCUUGCACCUUUAGAUAGAUAAAAAACAUUGUGUCCUCUAGUUCAGGUUGCUUCCUCUGUUUUCAGAAACAUUAUCAGAGACAUACUCCUAGGGUUUUCACUAGAUAUUUCACUAGAUAUUAAGAUGGCCUUUUGCUAUUUCAUAGUCUAUGAAUGAUCGAAAAUAAUUUCAAGAAUUAUUUCAAUUUUUCAAUAGGUAAUACAAAUGAUGCUGACUAAUGAGAUCUGUUAGGAUUAAUGCUUUCUCUAGUAAUCCAGCAUUCAAGAUGCCAGAGAAUGUAUAUGUGCGUUUGUGUAGGAAGCUUGCAUGCAUGCAUAUGUGCACAUGUGGACAUAUGCAUGUAUGUGUGUGUAUGUGUGAAGGUAUAUCUCUAUAUGCAUGUUUCCAUAGAUGAGAAAUAUUCUAUAAAUAAGAGCCCUGGCCUAUACCUUAACAUGUCAUAGGCUGCUGGUAUAAGAGAAAGAGUAGGGAUACAGAAUGACAGAGUUGCAAGGGACCUUGAACGUCUUCUAAUCCAACCUUCAAGCCCUGCUCAAGCAGGAAACCUUAUACCAUGUCAAACAAAUGGUUGUUCAAUGUUUUUUAAAAACCUCCAGGGUUGGAGCAACCACAACUUCUGGAGACAUACUGUUUCCACUGAUUUAUUAAGUGCAGAUCCAGUGGAAAACCAAUAACUGAUGAUAUUUAUUGCAGGAGGGGCUUUCAUUAUAAAAUGUCUCAAAUGGGAGAGUUUUAAAAAAGCUGCUAUAUCAGGGGUGUCAAAUUGGCAGCCCACAGGCCAAAUGCAUCACAUACAGGCCAUGGCCACCCCAGCUCUGCAAAGGGGGAAAACAUCUCGAUAUGUCACAUGACAGCAAUGUGAUGCCGCGAGUUUGACACCCAUGUGCUAUAUAAUGGCAACUAAUAUAUUAAGGAGGCAUGCCUACAGUGUUAACUUUGUGAGGAGAUGCGUUUUGUAAUGAAUCAUCAAGUAGAAACGGAUGUUAUACUGUAGAAUUCAGGUUUGGUUAUCUCAGUGGUAGAAUCUAAUAUUUAUCACCUUAUCAAAUUGUUUGUAAGAACUCGGCUUUAGUUUCCAAGCCCUAGGAUAAUGGCUUUUCAUUUUGUAUGAUAGGUAUUCAGAAGUUAAAAAUGUUGUUUUUAUUUAUGUAAAUACAUCUGUAUUUAUAAAUUUGCUGCACAAGCACAACUAUAUUAUUCAACAAAUUUAUAUCUGAAAUAGAAACUAUUUUAACUUUGUGGAAGUGAUAUUUGCUCAUAUUUGGGUAAAGACUAAAUAGAAGAAACUGUUUUGUGAAUUUUGAGUAUUUUUAGAGUUAGAUAAACAAAUUUUUGAAUGUGUUUCAUGUAGGGCAUAUUUAAAAUAUUUGAGACUAUUUUACCACGUAUUCUGUCAUAACUAUAAAUUUCCUUGUGAUAGAAUUACAGUAAGGAUUACUAUGGAUGAAAUAAUAUCUAUUAAGCAAAUCAAUCCAUUGAUGUAGAAUAAAAUUUGAACUUGCAACACCAAGCCAAUGCAUUUCUAUCUUCUCAUAAUGAUAUGAGAAUAUUUAGGGUAAUACUUCUGUGAACUACUAUGUACACUGUGAAAACAUUUAGGUUGCACAUUGUGAAAAAACUUUGAAAUUUCUUGUAAUUUGAAUGUAUAACAUUAUUUACCUUUGAAAUGAAACCAUGCCUAUUUUCCUUAUUAUAUACUUUGUUUUCUUAAAAAUAAUU